This is a messenger RNA of Suillus subaureus, 153 nucleotides long. RefSeq lists its product as uncharacterized. The annotation marks the transcript as partial. NCBI's taxonomy places the organism in Eukaryota, Fungi, Basidiomycota, Agaricomycetes, Boletales, Suillaceae. The record is from RefSeq and is a predicted model, not a curated record. The transcript has a single exon.
GUCAUUCAUAUUGACACUAUUUUUUGUGCAGCUCACCUAAUUCCAGUGUUUGGUACAACCCUGCUCUUGCCAUCAAUUAAAUUCCAUCAUGUCCUUGACAUAUUCACACUAUUCUAUGUUAACAGAUUCACAAACCACCAUGCCUUCGAAAUA